Molecule: messenger RNA, 1885 nt
Organism: Emericellopsis atlantica
Lineage: Eukaryota; Fungi; Ascomycota; Sordariomycetes; Hypocreales; Bionectriaceae
Exons: 5
Coding region: 1-1743 (580 amino acids)
Biological process (GO): fatty acid beta-oxidation using acyl-CoA oxidase; lipid homeostasis
Cellular component (GO): peroxisome
Molecular function (GO): fatty acid binding; FAD binding; acyl-CoA oxidase activity
Source: RefSeq, a predicted model, not a curated record
AUGCGUGUACUGCUAGGUCACUCAAAGUGGGCUCCAGCCGGCCAACGCGGUGCUAUGUCACAAUAUUUUUCACACUAUGAAACACUUUUAGUGACUAGUAAGUCCACCGAUAUCGAGAAUGGCACCCUAUCGGAACGUGUUGCUCUUGAGCAUGCAAGAGCCCGAUCUAUUUGUCGCGCGAGCGGUCUCACUUUAGAGGAUAUCCGAGACCUGACUGACAAAUUUUGGGAUUUCCAUUUCGAUCCAAUUGCCGCGAGGGAUAUGACGGCUUUUAUUAUUGCAACCAUCCACCUGAACCUGUGCAUAGGCACAUUGAGCCACUUCGUUUCGAGCAAACCAUAUUUCAGAAAUAUCGUUACUCGACUGCUACGAUUCGAGGCUUGUGGAGAGUUUAUGCUGACUGAGAUCGGCCACGGCCUGGAUGCGCGCAACUUGGAAACCACCGCCACGAUGCGACAGGACGGUUCCUUCACGCUUCAUAGUCCUUCUUCCUCUUCAGCCAAGGCGAUGCCGCCGACGACGCCUCUUUGCACAAUGCCGCGAAUCGCCGUUGUCUUCGCUCGGCUCCUGGUCUAUGGAGAGGACCGUGGCGUCAAGACCUUCCUGGUUCAGCUGACUGACGGGGACAGCAUGUGCCCAGGUAUCACGUCUCGGCCCCUUCCGACCAGACCUGGCACCCGCCCUUUGGACCACUCCAUCACCACCUUCGAAAACGUCUGGUUGCCCGCAGACUCGCUACUCUCUGACCCAGCCAAGGCAGUCGACGAGCGAAGCUCGUUCCUCCAGCAGAUACGUCGGGUAUCCGUCGGAACUCUGUCUCUGUCCAUCAUGGGAGUAUCGGCUCUUAAAGCGGGCGCCUACAUUGUCACUACAUACAGCCAACGCCGGUACGUGUGUGAAGGGCCGUCACGCUCUCCUAUUCUAGCCUUCAGUACACAACACCGACCUAUAUUGCGAGCUUGGACGUAUUCAAUCAUCCUUGAGCUCUACGCGCGCUGGACCGUGUCGAACUUUAUGUCGCUCGCCGGGGAGGCGAGCACGAGACAUGCUAUGGCUGUAAUUUUCAAGGUGGCAGCCAUGAAGGCUCCAGUUAUGCUCGACGAUCUCUCGGAGCGAUGCGGCUGGCAGGGACUUUUUAAGCAUAACCAACUCAAGGAACUCUCCUUGACAUUUCAGGGCAACACCGUAGCAGAGGGUGACUGCUUGGUCUUGUGCAUACGUCUUGUGUCCGAGCUGCUUGGCCGCAAGUACGAUAUUCCAGAGGCGCAAGACACCAGCAGUCCGCUCUCCGUUAGAGAAGCUUCCCUUCGCGCAUACGCGGCACGCGAGGUCACAAGAGUUGGCGGGUAUACGGCGCAUCGAGACCGAGCGUUCGACCAGGUCAUCAACCCCUUGAGCAGACCGCUAGUCGAGGCGAUUGGCGAACGGAUGGCAGUCGAAGCCGGGAAAUACCUAGGGGCCGAUCCUCACGUGCUUCAACUGUUCGAGUAUUUUUGCAUGGAGCGGAAUAUUGAUUGGCAUGUUGGCAACGACAUAACGGCUCGUUCCGCGUUCGGGGACGCCAUGUCGCAGGCGUGCAGCGCGGCGCUACCUCUGAUGCUGCGGUCGCAUCAGGAGAGCAGGAUCAAGGAUUACGUGUAUGCCCCCAUCGUUUCGGAAGCAGGCUGGGGCAGAUUUUUCUCCGGUCUCCCUGUUUUUGAAGGGCCCGAAGAGCCUGUAUCCACUCAUCGUUCCAGGUUGUAGUCUAAGUAGCUGUAACGCUGGUCUUGUCUCACAAGACGAGACCAGAGCUGUUCGAAAAGUCUGAUAGAAGAUAGCUAUGGCAGUUGUGUUCAAAAUUUGAGUACUAUCUUGUGAGCAUGAAUAGAUAUAGGGUUAUAUUUCU